Molecule: messenger RNA, 2236 nt
Organism: Strongylocentrotus purpuratus (purple sea urchin)
Lineage: Eukaryota; Metazoa; Echinodermata; Echinoidea; Camarodonta; Strongylocentrotidae
Gene: ccdc138
Product: coiled-coil domain-containing protein 138
Exons: 13
Coding region: 88-2145 (685 amino acids)
Source: RefSeq, a predicted model, not a curated record
ACAUAGACUGUUCUUGUUGUGUGGCACCAAAAUCAAAAUUGUCAACGAAUUCCAUCUUUAAAUUCUAUCUUUAUCGACAGUUGUGAGAUGUCUCGAAAACUUAAUCAACAGAACUAUGGGAGAUUAUUCUCUGAUGACCUGUCUUCCAUACCAGACCUUGGAACUCAACAAGGAUAUGAAGUGACUUCACAGCAAACUCCAGAGAGGGCAGCAGAUAUGAAUGCAUCUCCCUCGAACCGCCGGCUGAUGAGCGAAGAGAGGAAGCAUUACAACAGAGCUUUGAGGGACAUGUGUAAAAUCAUCAAUGCUAGUAGUAAACAGCUCGGAGAUGCGUCACAGAGGACAGACAGAGACGAUAGGCUUCGGAGGAUGAUGAGGGAGGGGAGAUACCGUGACAGACAUACUUUGUCUGAGGACCUUGCAACGCUUUCCGAUCCAGAUGUGACCCUCCAGGUUGGAGCAUCCUAUGAUGAUGGGACCUCCAAUGGCUCGGGUCUUGGGAGAAGACAUGAUCCAUAUGAUCGCAUGGACGAUGAUUUUGAUGAUGAUGAUGACGAGGAGGAAGAUGAUCUUGAUGGGGAUCAUAUGACCAGUCCCCACAGGUCGCAGAAGAACUAUCAUAAGGCAGGGAGCAGAGACAACGAUGUCAGCUGGAGCCCUGGCAAGCCAUCUGGACAGUUUGAGGCUGUUUAUGCAGAGCUGGUUACCAUCAGCUCCAAACUUCAGAGGCAGACCGUUGCCCUACAGGAGAGGGAGAAGGCAUUAGAAAAGCGAGAACAAUCUCUUCAAAAUCUGGAGGAAACUCUUCAGACUGACAAUUUAUCCAUCCAUCAAGCUUACAAAGAUUUCAACAAGAGAUGGCAUAAACUGGAAGAGGAGCACAGGAAGCAGGUGAAAGAGCUUGAGGACACCAUCAGAGAGAGAACUAAAGAGAGCAAGAGACAGAAGGAAUCAUUUGAUACCCUGAAGCAGGCCAAUGAUGGAUUAAGAAAUCAGCUUGACAAGGUCGAAGAACAGAACAAGAAGCUUGAAUCUCAAGCCAUCGGUCUUCAGAGUCGCUUGACCAACCUGCUGAGGAAGCAGGAACUGAUCAGUCGACAGAGAGACCAAGAGAGCAUGGCGGUCAAGGCUAAGGUUGAAUCUGUCAAGCGGCGGGUAGAGGGGUCAGCGCAGAAAAGUGUGAUGUCAAGAAGCACAAAGCAAUCCUCUGGACUGUAUGAUGCAUUAGGAAUACUCCUAGAAUGGGUGAGUGAGGUUCAUCUAAGACACUACUCUGACGAUCCUUCAAAGCCUCUAGAAGCCAUGCCUUCACCAGCGCUUACACAUGACAGAUGUAUUAGGAUUUUACCAGCUCUAGUUGAAGUCCUUGGGCAGCUUCCAUCUCAAGCUGCCAAGUUACAUCUUCCUUGUCUUCAAUUCAUCUACUGGUCUCUCCUACACCUGCAGUCAUCAGAUAAACAGCAGGUGAGUCUGUCAUCGACGUACCGUCGUCUUGGUGAUGAGUUGUACCGCCCUCAGGUGGUGAGGUUUGCCUCGGAUCGAGAUCGGACCAGCCCUGAUCCUGCUGCUCAGACGGAGAAACCCAAGUCGGCCAUCUUCUUCAAGAGUGCCAACCUCCACAUCCGUUUCCUCUCCUCUCUCAUCAUUAUGAGGACUAUCACACAGGUGGACUACUUGGCAAAUGUCUUUGAUGUUGUCCGGUGUGACCUCAAAGAUGACAGAGCCAAAGAGUUGUACCUUCGCUACCAGGCCACACCCCUCAUCCUCUCUCAUCUCAAAGCUAGUAACAGAGCUAUCACGGGCUGUGCUGUGGAUAUCUUCCUACAGAUGUCUAUGGAAUCAAUUUUCAUGCAGCAGUUCCUGUACAGCUGUUGCAACGACGUCUGGUUCAAGUCAUGUGCUGCCCUCUUGAGUUCAACGGGGAUGGAUAUCAAGGUGGUCGAGAAAUUAAGCAUCAUCCUCCAAAAACUUUCCAAAGUCAAGACCAACAAGCAUCUGUUUGACUCCUCUGGUACCUCCUUCACCAUCCAGGAGAUGUCCAGAUCCAGGGAGUGCCAGGAGAAUGCCUUCCUGGCCCUCAACUUCCGCUCCAUCCUCUUCAACCUCAACCUCCUCAAACCCGGCUCUAAUUCUACCAUGAGAUAAAAUCCACAAAUGAGGCAUGAUGGCUCAGUGGUAGACCUGUGACCCAUUUCACAAAACUUGUCAUCAGUGACCAAUGACAGUUUUUGUUAUA